GUAUUUUUCGUCUCCCUCCCCGUCUAUCUGUUUCUCGCACAUACAGGGGCGCGCACGAGCUAUCCCAGGUCUACGGGGGAGGGCGGGGUUUGCCGCGAAUGCUGAAAGGGGAGAUUUGGGUCUGAUCCUUUGGAAUCUGGUCGUCCGAUCUCUUCCUUCCACUUUAAGAAUAGCUCAGGGGGGUUGAUACAUUUACUGAAAGCUCAAAGCACACCGAUAUAGUAGUUCCCUGAAAUGGGUGGCAAGGAUGAGCACGUGAAGAUCACAAGCGAGCGCAAGCCUGGGUUUCUGGAGCGCCUCAGUGAGACUUCUGGAGGGAUGCUUGUUGGCCUGGCCACUUUUGCCCUGUCUUUCUAUGUUCUUUUUACCAAUGAGGGGCGAGCUUUGAAAACAGCCUCCUCUUUGGCUGAGGGGCUUUCCCUAGUGGUCCCACUUGACAACAUCCAGAUUAUAUCCCAGGAGAAUGACAAGAAACUUGUGCACUUAUCUGGUAUCCUUAGAACAUCAAAGCCUUUAUAUGAUCCCAGCUAUGGGCUUUCUGUUCGGGCAGUGAAGCUCAAACGUCAGGUGGAGAUGUAUCAGUGGGUUGAGUAUGAAGAUUCAAGAGAAUAUGAAGAAAAUGGUGAAGUAAAGAAAGAAACAAGAUAUUCUUACAAUACAGAAUGGAAAUCAGAAGUUGUGAACAGCAGAAAUUUUGACCGAGAAAUUGGACAUAAAAACCCUAGCGCCAUGGCUGUCGAAUCUUUCACUGCAGUUGCUCCUGAUGUUCAAGUUGGCAAAUUCAUUCUUUCCAGGGGCCUUAUUGAGAAGAUCGAUAAUUUCAAGCAGAUGAGCCUAUCAAAACUAGAAGACCCUCAUGCAGAUGUGAUCCGCUCAGGGAAUUAUUUCUUUCAUAGUGAGAAUCCUCGACGUCCAGAAGUUGGGGAUCUUCGUGUUUCAUUCUUCUAUGCAGGUUUGAGUGAAGACUUCUCACACAUGGGUCCACCAGAUAUGGUGACCAUAGUUGCUCGUCAGCAAGGGGAUCACUUGGUUUCAUACCAAACCAAAUCUGGGGAUGUCUUAUAUUUUCUCUAUUCUGGAGAGCUCACAGCUGAGGAAGUAUUUCAGAAAGAACAUGAGAGUAACAACAUGAAGACCUGGGGUCUACGUGCAGCUGGAUGGUUAUCUAUGUUUGUAGGCAUCAGCCUUAUGACCAGAAUUGUUCAUACACUAGUGGAUUGGUUUCCAUUUGUCCGGGAUCUGGUUAACAUUGGUUUGAAAGCGUUUGCCUUUUGUUUAGCCACUUCUCUAUCACUGCUGACCAUUUCAGUGGGCUGGCUCUUCUAUCGGCCAUUCUGGGCAAUAUUGACUGGUUUGCUGGCUAUAGUUCCCAUUCUGAUUGCAAGAUCUCAGGUUCCACCAAAAAAACAGCAGUGACAUCAUGGACCUUAUUUGCACCUGCAUUUCUUUGGAAACUUCAUACAUUUAGUGCUUUUAUCAUAUUUGAAGCAAUUACCAUCGUGGGAUUUGUGCUCAAAACAAAAAACUUCUUCAUAUUGCAACACAGAAAAUGCAACACCAAUGUAUUCUAUUUUGGUUUUAGAUGUGUUACUUUUAUUAUGCAAUCCAGGGGUAAGGAAUUAGUGGCCUUCUAAGAGCUUCUGAAUUACAGCUCCCAGGUGCCCUUGAUAGCAUGAUCAGGGAUGCUGGGAUCUGUAGAUCAGCAAUAUCUAGACCAGGACUGCACAACUUGUAGAGGAGAAAAGGCCACAUUGAUAAAUUAAAAAUAAUCACAGGCCACAAAGGAAUCCCUGGUGUGCCAGUCAGCUGUUUGGCAACUAGGAGUGUGGUGACAGUAUUGGAGGUGGCAAUGAGGCCUGGAGGUGCUCAGUAGCAUGUCUUUCGGGGCAGUGGUGAAUUUAUUGACUUUUUAAAAAAAUCCGGCAUGCUGCACAAGGCUGCUUGGCUGGCCAGUUGUUGUGCAGGCCUGAUCUAGAGGUUCACAGGUUCCACACCCAGUGGAAUCAAAUGAAAAAGUGCAACUGUCCCAGUUUUUUUUUUUUUUUAAAUAGAAAGUUGAAUGAAAUGUAACAAGACCAAGGAGAUUAGGUUUUCUGGGUAACUUGUUUCAAAUGUCUUCCAAUUUUCAUUGAGAAGAAUAGUUGAUAAAUGGACUCUAUGGGGACCAUAUGAGGCUUUGAAGAGUGGGUAAACCAUUGUAAUAUUAAUUUGCCUAUUCCUUAUCCAUACUAUAACUUUAUAUAUUAUAGUUUUACUGCAUGCAACAGUUUUUGUCAUACUUCACUUAUCUUGAUCUUUGUUGUUCUUACUAUCCUGUGUGAAUUCUCAUGUAGGUAACUUACCUUAUCUACAAGACCUUGAAUUUUAAGUGGAUCAAAGUGCCCUACACAACACUGGCAUUGCUGUGAUGCUGUUUAUUUUCCUAUUACUAUGUUCAGCAUUCUUGUAUCUCAGUUUUAUGAUUUAUCCUUAUCCCAUGCUUCUUUAUUUUUUAAAUAUGUUACAUGAUUUAUGAUCUCAGCUGGGUCUUUACCUGUGACUUGUCAGACUGAGAAUUAUUUCCUGAACCAACUUAGUAAUUUCCUGAUGGUUUCAUUAAGAAUUUAUGAUUUUUAAGACUAAACCAAAGAUAUAUCAACAGGGAGAAGAGACUAUCUGCUCUCUAUGUAACUUGCUCCAUGGGCAAAUAAAUAUAUUAUUUUUUAAUGAAAGAUUAUGUAGAGUAAGCCUGGGUACUUAAUGUACUGACUGUACUCUGACGAGAUUUUGUUUGAAGCCUGCCCAAUUUCAGAAAAAAAGGUGCAGUGGUAUAGAAUUGGGUUCUUUAAAUUUUUAAAACAAACUUUGUAACUUUGUUGAUUUUUUCCAGACAAAAGACAUUUGCCUUUUCUCUGGAAUAAACUCUGCUGAAUUUCAGACAGAUAAAUAUGAAGCCUUCAGUGACCUGGAUUUUUUAACCAUUGGUGUUGAACAAGCCAUAAUUACCUACCUUGUAUAUAAUGCUAAGCUAAAAUGGUUCACUUUACACAUUAUGAAAGCAAAUGAAUUACUUUAAACUUAGUGCUGCAAAGAAUAUGAAUAGCUAUCCAUAUUUUAUGGAUACAGUGAGCCAGAAUUGCGUUUUUUUUUCCUUGUACCUUCAAUCACUGCUUUUGCUGGGUUCAGAACAGUAAAUUGUGCAGCCUUCCGAUAGUCCCAGUUCAAUUGGGACUAUUUUAUAGAGAUGCUACUUUAAUUUGUAGGCCACAGAAUCUAAAGCAGUCAAAUUUGAAAAAGCCAGUGUAUACUCUAUUACAAACUACUAUUGUCAACAAUGAGAUGAUCCAAAACAUGGAUCACGUAGAAAUCUCUGGUGGAGUAUAUCUGCAAUCUACCAAGAUAGAGAGGUAGGCUCUCAUACUCUAUAUUCGAAGUCAAUCAGUAUUCUUCUCAGAUCAUUAUUAGAGGUACUAUAAGCCUAAGAGUAACAACUAGUUGGGAAACCAAAACUGUGGAAGUAAAUUAGAGUUCAUUAGUAUCAUCCUGGACCUGCUCUCUUAAAUGUUGGAUUCCAAACUUAAGUGGGGAUUCCUUGGUGGUGCUAUCUAAUGUGAAUGAUCUCAUUUCAUUAAAGUCCAGAUACAAUUUGCCAUGUUGUUAUUUAACAUUUUGUUAAGAUAUCAGUUGUAUCACUGGUACAGAAUGAAGCAUGGUGACUGCUUCCAGCUAAAAUGUAAAGUUUGUAUUCUUUAUUUUUACAGUAACAUUUUAAAAAAAAUUUCUAUGAAUGGAAAUGCCUCUUUUCUAUUUUACGAAUAAAGCUUCAAGAAAAUAUAUAUGAUUUGCAUGUGUGUUUUGAAACCACGAUUCAUUAUUAAAGGUAACAGAGUUAAGAGUUGAAGGUGCCAUUUAGACCACUGAGUCCAGGCUCCUGUUCGGUGUAGGAAUCCAGAAUAAAGUAUCCCAGAUAGCUGUCUAGCCUCUGUUGGAACACAUCCAGCAAAGGAGCAUUUGCCAUCCCUGGUAGUUUGCUCUACAGUGUUCUUACUGUUAGGAAGCUAGCAUUCAGUUGGAAUCAGUUAUUCUGUGUCCUGUACUCAGAAACAAGGAAAAUGCCAUCCUCUAUGUGUCAUCCUUUUAAGUUUUUGAAGAGUGCUAUCAUUUCUCCCUUCAGUCAUCUUUUAUCUUUCACAUACCUGCCUCUGUCAAUGUCUGUUCAUAGGACUUAAGUGGUCUCUAAUCUUCCUAGUUGUUGUUCUCUGUUCCUUUUCCAGUUUGA
This is a messenger RNA of Python bivittatus (Burmese python), 4258 nucleotides long. It is a transcript of the gene TMEM43, whose product is annotated as transmembrane protein 43. Gene Ontology annotation, biological process: lipid metabolic process; nuclear membrane organization. Gene Ontology annotation, cellular component: nuclear inner membrane. The record is from RefSeq and is a predicted model, not a curated record. NCBI's taxonomy places the organism in Eukaryota, Metazoa, Chordata, Lepidosauria, Squamata, Pythonidae.